Saccostrea cuccullata (small rock oyster) is the source of this 1046-nucleotide messenger RNA. RefSeq lists its product as uncharacterized. The coding region runs from base 75 to 1046 and encodes 323 amino acids. The transcript has 7 exons. The record is from RefSeq and is a predicted model, not a curated record. Lineage: Eukaryota; Metazoa; Mollusca; Bivalvia; Ostreida; Ostreidae.
UGAUUUUCUGCAACUUUUGCAUAUACAUCCCGGGGACUUCUCAACAAGAAUCUGUUCCAGUGUGGAAAGGGAAAAUGAUAUCAAGCUUUCUUUGGAAAUCCUUUGCAAUUUUUCUCGUCUUUGUAACAAUAUCAGAAAGUGCUUGCACCUUCCCUUCAGAGAUCACAGGCGACUGGUACAGCGCUUAUAAAGGCAAACUCUCAUUCAACUCUACUCAUUUAUUGGGAUAUCCAAUUUAUAUGUCAGCCUCCCAGCAGUCGUUGGACUUUGAAUGUUAUAUAAACAGAGACAAAAAAUAUGUUCUGAGAGCAACUGAAACAGCCCUUGUGUUUGGUCAAUAUAUUCGUGGUUAUUUAUGUAUAGAACUAUUGAGAGUUUCCAGCACAAAGUAUUAUUAUUACCACAGAACAACAAUCGCUCCUAUUAACAACGACCACAUUAUCGGAGCAAUUGAUAUUGUUAAAAAUGGGACGUUAGAUGAGAUUUGUGACUUAGCAGAACCGUACAGAAAGUCAUCGUUUGUGAUGCUAGUUAAAGAAGGUUCCAUUACGACGGGGGAAUCAGCAUCUACCUGUGCAACUGAUCUACUGGCAUCAUAUAGAUCUGUUACAAUAAAUGGCUCUACCGAAAGUACGUCAUGCUCCAGUAAUACAAUGGAUGGCUGCACCCAAAGAACAGAGAUGAGAUUUACGUACGCUUUCGGAUGUGGAAAAACACAAAAGUUUUCGGCUAAUGGUAUUUGGACUUGUGUACAUAGUAUAAGCAGUGGAGGAUACACUUUUCUCUCGCUCUGGAAUAAUGAUAGAUCAGUUGUGGGGACCACGUCCUAUCAAUAUACUCCUGGAGUCAACUUCCAGUUUGCCUGCUUAGUGAUCAGUGCAUCCUCAGCUACCAUGUAUCCAAACUAUUGCUCAGACAGUACACAGACAGCAACAACAGUGGCUCCUCCAGGCCUCACGAUGUCAUUUUCAGGGGCUACUCGUACUUGUUGUAAGUUCUCCCCCCCCCCUCAUAUUGACCAGCGUCAUAUUGACAAGUGUUACUAA